AAGUGGAUGAGAAAGAGCAGUGGUUAAGGGACAUAGCCAAGCUCUGUCUAGGCCCUUUCUGUAACCCCUGAGUAAAUCUGCUUAAGCAUCGCUGUGCUUUAGGACAUGUGCAGUGUGCCUUGGAGUCAAAAGUUCCAACCAAAUAAACCCAUCACUGCAUUAAGUGUGUCUGUGCAGAGGGGACAAGGGCAGCCUGAUACAAAGCAGCAGAAGGCCCAAAGGUAGGGUCUCUAUUUUUCUUCAGACCAUCCCUGUGUCCUUCCUGAAUAAAAAUGAACUUAAUUUAAAUCCAAGCACCAGCUAGUGAAUGCAGAAAGUGAUGCCACCAUUUUCCUGAUGUCUGCAGCAGCCAUAGCUCACGCAGCAUCACACAAGCUGCUUGUCUGCUGCAGUGUCGGCCCUGAGCAGUGAGAAGAGAGUCUUCCACACCUAUCCAUCUCUGCUAAUCCUGCUUCUAGGUCUGAUUUACUCUUUGACAUACCACCUAGCCACCCGUAGAAGAAAUUUCUCUGAGCAGUGGUGUGGCGAGACUGUCAGUGACCAAAUUUGCAGAGGUCUCAGCUCACUUUGCACAUGCAUAUUUUUCAACCUUUCUGUUUACCUGCAGUGUAUGUAUGAGAAAUCACACAGGGUCAGUUUGUCAUAAAAUGUUUAGUGCAUAAUUUUUAGGCGAGAAGAAGCAGAAGCUUCUGCUCUUUGCUCUGAUUUUCUCAAAGAAAGUGAGACCAAAAAAAAGCCCCAUGAUAACCUCAGUUAUCAUUAGGAAGGCUACAGUUCCCUUAGAUGCAAUAUUCCUGAAUGCAGUUUUAUACUUUGCCUGUUCUAGUCUUCCAUUAACUCACUAAAAUGCCAUUCUGUUUCUUUUUUCCCCCCAUAAUACUGAAACAGCUGCCAUGAGUGAGUUGGUAGAAAAUGUUGUCCAGCCAAAAAAUAAGAGGAAGAACCAUUUGACACAGCUCAAUGGAGUGUUAAUCAGGUUCUUAAGUUAACUGCUUUCCUAGUAAUAGGAGAGGAAGGUGAAAAAAAUACUUUUAGUCUUUGGUUUCUAUUGAAAAAUUACAUGUACCCCAUUUUCAGAGAAUGCUAAGUACAACAAAUGGCAGCAGAUAUUUUCAUUAUUUCUCUGAACAUGGGAAUUAAAGGGGAAAAUUAAUUUACAUCCAUGUGGUGGCACAAUUAAGUGAAGGCAGAGGAAAUGGGACUUGUGUCCUUUGGAGAUAAUUAAUGUGUUAAUUUGUGUCACCCUGUAGAGCCACAGAGCUAGGUUCCUCAGCCACAAACACGGGCAGCACAUACACCCUCAAAGUCAACUGAGCAGCAAAGGAAUAUUGGUUGUGCUGACACUGUAGUCUGAGCUCUCAUUAAAUAUUUAAUUUAAUCUGGUAUUACCUUAUAAUGAAAUAUAUCUCUCAUAGCCCAAAAUGGUUUAUUGAUGGGGAACUUUUCCUCUGUGUUACCUGACUUGCAGUGACUUUGACCUACUUUAGCAGUGCACUUGUGCUUUUUCUGGGUGUUUGUCCAUAGAGCCUUAAAUUAGCAAGUUGACAUUGAAAUGCUGAUUUACACCUGCAGUCAAAUGGAUAACACAUGUUAAAGACUGAUUGUCAGCAGCUCCAAUACGUUAUCGCUUCAUUCUCUGGCAUUGUUUCUUGCCUUUGUGGGAUUUAAGGACAACAUUGUGUGGCAUUGUUGUUAUGGCUAUGGACACAGCUGUGGGGGACUGACACUGUGUAUGGUCGUUGUCAUUUAUCUAAAAGCUGACAUCACUUUCAAAAACUGACUGUGAAAGUUUGGGUGUUUGUGUCUUGCUGUAUGUUUUAAGACAGCGAUGGGAAUCAAAAAGCUUUUUUUGCUGGCAUAAAAAAAACCCCAAAACUGUUAACAUUGAAUAACUUGCUCUUCUGACCUUUUCACCUUAAGUAAGAUUAAUGGUGGUUUAGAUCAGAACAUCCCCCCUGAUCAGGGUCUGAAUGCCUCAGGGAUUCAGACUGACAAAGAAAGUCAUUUCACCCCUAGGUCACCAGCACAGACCUGUGGUGUCUCACUAGUGACCACUGGAUGAUUGCUCAGUAGUUUAUGUGCAAGAGUUGGUGGUCAUAAUCCAUUUUCCAAUGGACAGGUGUCUGCCUCUUGAAAGCUGUCACCAUGUUCUUAUCCAAGCAGCAAGAAAUGGGAAUUAACAUGAACAUCCUGCAUUGUAUUUGCCUUGCACUGCUAAAAUCUCAGAGCCUCUGUGUUUCAGUGGAUCAGUCUCUUCCCCAGGAAGGGUUGAAGCCGUGCUGGUGCUGUUCUGUGAGCAGUGGGACCUCGAUGUUCCCUUCUGGAGGACUGCAGCCUCUGCCCCUGCCUCUGGAGCACACAGGUCUCAUUCAGGCACACUCAGAGUGUCACCACCUGCAUUUAGGACAUCCUGGAAUGUCAUGUCCCACAGCUUUCAUGUAGCCAUCUCCCUGGUUUAGUUCUUGGUGUGGUCAAGCUGGCGUACUUCAUACCUGCUGUACUUGCAUUUUAAAUGGGAGACCUAAAGUUAGGUCUCUCAGUUGGUAAAACUGAGCAGAGAGCUGGCGGGCAGGUUUUGAUUGUAAAGUAACUCUUUGUGACUUCUCGUGUCAAAAAUUGUAAUGUCACCAAUCAUAAAGCCCAAUCGGGGGCCUACCCAACAGAGCUGAGCUAAAAACACCGGGGUGCCCAAAAAGGGCAGCCCAGGGUUGGCUGACAGGCACUAAAGGUCUGAGCGUGUCCUUCACCAGGGACAUCUGCAUGCACACAGCAAGCCAGGCUUUGGGGAAAACUGGCAGACAUGUGAGUACAGCUGUUCACAGCUGAGAUGUUGAGCCUGAGUAUAUAACAUGGUUACAUGCAUGGCUACAGAGAGAAAACGUUGGAGUGUCAGGAUCUAGGAGGCUAAGAGUUGAGAGGAUCAGAGUUCAGGGGGACAUCUAAGAUGAGAAUAUGCAUUUUAAAAAUAUUGUAAAAACCUGGAGGAUGAGGAAUCUAGACUUACAUAGUUAUUAGGUGCUGUGUCCAUAGCAAGGCUACAAAAACUUUCUGUUCUCUUUUGUUUUUUUUUUUUCUCCCAGGGUUAGCUCUGUAAAGUACUUUCCUAGUAGUGGACAGAGCAAUGGGACAGAUUACAGGUAGAACUGAAGUAAUAAAGGCAAAUGCUUAAGUGUAAAGGCUAACAGGAUAAAGGAAAAGGACAAGUAAAGAUCAUGAGUUCUGCGAAAAUCAGAGAUCUCAGAGGCUGCUGCGUGACUUUAAAAGUACUGACCUCUAUGUAGCUUAUAAGCUUGAAAAUCCUCUCCUAUGUAUUUGCAGCAUUAAUUCCUCUUGUUAUCUGAGGUGAUCUACUUUAAUCAGAUUCCUACAAACAAGUCAAGUGCUUACAGCAGGAGAUCUUUGACACCCCUACUAGCAGCGCCAGUGGAGAGGACAGACCAAACCAGCAGGAAGAUGAGAUACAUCACCUCAUCUCAGCAAAAACUAUUUUAGGAUAAUUGGCAUCAGAGUUUCCCCACUCCAGGCUCUUACCUGUAUGCUCUAUGGUUAUUUGAUGUACUGGUUGCACAAAAGAUACCUCAAAACAAUCACAUUUCAAAGACACAGCAAUCCUGAAGCCUGCUCUGUCACAGUGCCAACUCCUGUGCUACCUUGCUUCUUCACACAGGCCACGUAACCUGAGUCUGGAUCAAAAGAGGACUCAUGAAUUUGAUCCUACUUUUGUGCCUUUAGUGCAGCUUCUACUUCCUGUGUUCGCAGUUGCUAGCCCCAUGGUCUCUGAGUCCAAAUAAUGAUGGUCCCUGUUUUAAAUUUAAUCUCAUUUUCACACAGAGCUUAAGCCAGAGGAGGCAAUGCCAUCUGAUACACUCCAAAGACCUUUCAUCCCCAUUGGAGCACAUGUAUUGCAUGUGGCAAAAGGAGCUUGAUGGCUAUGUGAGGACACAAGAGAUAUGUAAGGUGACAGUUCAGGUUACCUUACUCUUUAGACUUAUCCAUCGGAGAAAUCCUAAGUAUUUUGUGCCUGGUUACCCAAGAGUAGAUUUUACUGCAUAUGGUGCAAGACUCAGGAUGCAGUUGCAGUAAGAGGGCUACCACUGCCUAAAUCCAGGAACCACAGGACAAGCUUUAAUGUGCUUGUUUUCCCAAAAAUGGUUAUGUUUAUAGCAAGAGCCAAUAGUUGAAAUAAUCUUAAAAUGUUGUAAAGGAAAAAAUUGGGUGUGAAAAAACCCUAUCUGAAAAAAUCAUCCUGGUUUAUCAGGGGAAUUAAAGACCUUACUGAUCAAUUAGCUUGAAAAAUUAAGAAAUCCAGGACAAAUGUAGUUGAAGAUUAGCAUCUUAAUGAACUAUUGUUGUUGCAGCCCGGUUUGGACAUAUCGCUCCUUUGUUGACAUUUUUAAUGCUUUCUGUGGAUUACCAGUACAUGACCAGUAUAUGAAAGCUUGUUAAGCCUCCACGUGCUCAACCUGGCCCUAGCUUUAAUACUGGCUUAGUGCAAUCCCUGCUGUUGGCACAAGCUCUGUGGGACUGGAACCUUGUGGUGCUGGGCAUUGUGUUUCUACCUAAUCAUCAUAUGGACCUACUCAAGUGUGUUUUACAAGCUUAGGGCAAAUUUGUGAAUGCCCAAUUAUCUAUAUGUAACUUUUAUAAGAGAAGCCAGCCAGGGUUUGGGGUUUUUUUUUACUUUUUUUUCUUUUUCUUCUUCUUUUCAGAAUUCUGCAGUAUCUUUCUGUAAUUAGUGGGGAGAUGCUUUCAGCCUGGCUUCCAGGUCUGGCUGGUAUUUCCUUUCCUGAUUAGCAGAGAAGCCUGUGCACUCGUCUUUUCAAACUACACUGCUCUUGCAUCUCUCUCUUCUGGUUCCCUGUAGAGAAUUUAAAGUCCAAAGCGUUUUUGAAUGCCUCAAUCUUAUUCCCAUUCAGGAAAAAGAUGUUACAGCAGCUUCUAGGCAGAUGCAAAUUCAGGUUUACUUUUGAAAAUUCUUCACUUAUUUACAGACCUUUCAGCCAUGCAGUGCUACUUCAGUUUUAAACUAGUUUUGCUGUCUGCUACAAGUGUGAGGUGAAGUUACUGAUAGUGUAUCUGUCUCUCCAUUCCUUUCAUUCAGAGAAAAACAACAGAUGAUGUAUAAGAAACUCACUUUAUAAUUUGCUUUUUUGGUGUGUUUUCCUUUUCAUUUGUUUGCAGUUGCAAUUCUUUGGCCCUAAAUUGAAACAAAGCGAUUUUCCUUCCACAAAAAAAAUGCUGCUGUCAUUGCAUCAGGCAGAAGUGGUUUAGAGUAGAUGCCUGCAGUAUGCAUGUGCAGUUUUAUCCCAUCUUAUUUUUAAAUGGUCAUCUGUGCAUCCCUCUGGUUCACAAUCCUUUUCCAAAAAUACCUGGGGUUUAUCCUUAUCAUAUUGCCCAGCUAACUGUAAGAAAUAGGCUCAAGUGGCUCAGUACAGAUUAGAUUUGCCUCUUAUGCAACAAGGUACAAGAUCCAGGGAGGAGCCAGGGACCUGCCUUGGGAAGAGCUUUGUCCUUCGUGGGCCAGGGAAUCCCUUGGCAAUACCCCUUGCACAUGUUGAGAGUAUCAGGUUGCUUCCCAGCAACUUCACUGGAAGAAUACUGCACUGAAAAGGGAUUCAUUUGUUCACAGAGGCCAGGAUAAACAUGGUUCAGAGGUUUCUGAUUCUUGUCUUAAAUAACUCUAAGUUUUAAUUACAGUUUUUGUAGCCACAUUAUUUUUUUAAAUUUGAUUCCUUUCAAGUUUACCAGCUCUGGCAUACUUGGUAAAUAGGAUAAGCAUCUACAUUUGUUUCUUCAAAAUAGGUCCUAACAGAUUCAGGCUUUGGAAAAAACACCUUUGCCAACUCCCCAGAGGGAAAUUUCACCAGUUUAUGGGAUUUUUCUGCCAUUUUUACAAGGUUUGCUGAGACUUCUGCUGUUUUCAAUUUUUUUUUUUUCCUUUCAGCCUCAGCAAACAUUUCUUCUUAUCUGCCUUUCCCUCCUUUCUACCCACAUUCCCAAGAAUCGAAUACUUUCCAUGUCCCAGACCUGCAGAUAAGGUUAGAUGUGUGUUUUUGUCAGAGGGCAUAUAUCUGUUCUCAUGUCCGGAGCUCUCCUCCUCUUUCUCCACCUCCUCUUCCUUCUCAGUUGUCCCCAUUCACCUUUGUUAGCCUCAUUCUGGCACCAGGAAAUGUUUUGAUCCUUUUGCUAUCAACACCAAGAGUGGGUAUUUGGUGAACUUCGUUUUCACAGCUUACACAGGGAGGAAUUUGGAUUCAACAUGUUCCCUUGGGAGUCUUAGGUCAAAGAUGCAACCCAGGGCAAAAACUUCUUAAGGUCUUCUCAUGGCUGCAGUUGCACUGUGUGAGUUAAGUUCAUAGCUUAUUCUUCGCCUGGUUUCUAGGCAUUUUAUGUAAUUUGGAGAUAAAAAAAAAAAAAAGAUUCAUAGAGUCAAAAACUGGUUUUCUCCUCCCACCACAGACUGGACUCUUGUUAGUGAGUAGGGAGCUGGAAGGAGAUAUCAUGUGAGAUUGUCUGAUGUGCCUCUGCAAUUCCUAGGUUGGACAUUGUGGAGAGUUUCUUCUCCAAAUCAAAAAUUGCUGCCUAUACUUUAUCAGGUAGCAUGCUGUAGAGCUUUUGCAGUACACUUCCUGCAGAUAUAAUUACACCUAUUUCAUAACUAAACCCAACAUUGGACAUUUGCCCAAAAUAUCUCCCACAUGGGUAGAAAAAAGUAGCCCACAAUAUGUGCAGUUCUUCUCUUCAAGCCACAUUAAGAUUUCAUGCAAAACCCUGAGCAUUCAUAGUGAUCAACUACUCUGCAAGACCUGGACAAAAUGAAGAUGCAAACUCCUUUUCGUGGACAGGGGAGAACGCAUUACCAAAUGAGGAACUCAGAUGAGUUAUAUUAUAUCUGUCCUCCUGAGCCCUAUUUUUCUGUCUGAAAGUGAUGUGCCUUUCAUCAGCUCUCUGCACAGUGAUUUGUCCCCAGAGCAUCCUGUGCCUUGUAAAGAUGUGUCCAAAGCCUAUCUAUCUGCCUUGUAACGGAGUGAAUGCCAGCUGGUGAACAGCUCUAGAGUCUCACUUCAGUUUCCACAUCCCACCAACCCUCAAAGAAUGAAGAAUCCAAUACUUGUUCUAAUGUAAAACUCCACCUAUAAUUUGAAAAUAUCUGUAGGUCAUACCUAAAAUUAGGAAAACAAUGACUUAGGUCCAAAAGUGCCCCUCUUCUCAUAGGACUCUGAAUAUCUGAAGCUUAAAUAAAGGGUGGGUUAGAUUUGUUAUAGCUUUUUUUUUUUUUUUAAUCGACUAUUCAGUGUUGGUCUUCAUUAUUUUUUUUUUAUCCUUUUGAAAGCUUUUAGAGCCUCCUGCAUAACCGCCUCUGCCCCAUUCAGUGCUGAAUGGACAGUGCGCUGAUCUUUUUCUCGGUGGGUAAUGGAUUUGGGUUGAUUGCUUGACACAGGGACAAUAGGGGGGUAAACAAUUGCCUUCGCACCCGUGCAGCUCCCCAUCUGUUGAGUGCGUGCGCCUUCAGAGGCAGCCGGGCAGGGACAGAUGAAUGCGCCAGCCGAGCCUGAUGUUAAUGACAUCAGUCAUACAAGCAGAACAUGUGGCGCAAUAAAUCAAAAACUAAUUGAACUUUUGGUUGAUUAUAUCGCCGUCCCACUGCCUGCUCCAAGCACGGCGCGGUUCCCUGGGACAAUGCCCCCCGCCCGCAAAGGCUUUGCUGCCCCUGGACAGCAGGAGCCUGCCCUGGGAGGUGACAAGUGACAACAGCUUCUCUUUGCUCACUGCUUUCCUGAAAUAGCGACACCUUCCACUUGACCAAAAUGCUUCCAGGCUCAGGACGUCUAUUUGACCAAUAUUUAUUAUUUCAAAUAAGAAACAUUCAUCAAUAUGACAGUGACAGCCCAUGUUCACUGGCACUUUCCAUCUGGGACUGUUGGUGGCAGACAUCUAUAGGAGAGGACAGCGCUUGUUUUUGUGUUAAUUAGACACACACGUGGUAGUAAUGAAGGCUAUUCAUUAGACUGAUAUAAUUUAAUAUCAUUAUUCACACUUGAAAGUGCUCCAACUGCAUCAGUUGUUGGAGCCUGCAAGCCAGAAUUUUCUGUCUUGGGUGUCCAUGGCAGCAUUAAGUCAUCAAAAGUUGAGGGGGCUGAUAUUUAUAGAGAUGCAAAGGAACAAUUUCUGAUGGGAGUAUUAAGAAAUGAAAAGCUUUGCCAAGAAGACCCUUUAUUGAAGUCCCUAAAUGUGGAAUUAGGCCCCAGAGUCAUCAAGUCAGGAACCCAUCUAUGACUGAGCCACCUUUCCUUCCCUUGCAAUCACAGACGUGUAGGGGGCAUGGAGGAUCUAUGCACAUCUGCCCUUCUUAGACAUUUGCAUUUGUAAUUUUAUGCUUUUUGAAUUUUACUUUGAAAAACCCAGGAUUCCAGUGUUUGUUUAUGAAAUGAAAAGGUAAAGCACAAAACGCUUUUCUUAACACACCUAGAAUCAUCUCCUCAUUAUAUGUAAGGAGCAAAUCUUUAUGGUAAUUGUGUUAAAGUACACACUUAACCAAAUUUAUUUAAAAUAUCUUUGCAGUACUUCUGUAAACAUUUGCCAAUAGAUUAGACUUUAAUUAUUAGCUAUUAAUUGCAGAGGACUCUCCACACUGGUAAAAGAAAAUGUAAAAUAAAAUGCUCCUAUCUUAGUAGAGGCUUAAGUAAGAGCUAAAUUAAAUCUUUGUGUUAAUAUUAUUCAUAGAAAGGCAGAUGGGAGCAGAAAAUGUUGCAAUGAAGAAUAUGGAAUGAGAUGAGAUCACAGCAUCAGUCUGUCCUUUGUAGAUCUGGACAAUGAUCACAGAGCCAGAUUGGAUUAGUGAAACCUAUUUACCAGAAGUUCAGAGCGGUUGCAUGAAGCUGAAAGGCAGUCAGUAGGGAGAGGCAGAAAAUGCACCAGAUUUACAGCUGCAGCGAUGAAAAUUUAGAAGUUUUCACCACUGUGAUUUCUUCCAAAUCAUGUAGUCCUGCCCGAAGACGAGCCAAAGCUACGCAGCACAUCCUAACAAAGAGUGUGGUUGCCAUAUCUGACCGCCGGCCCCACCAGGGUGACCUCCUGCACGUGCUGUACGAGGCCAGGGGCGAGGAGGAGGCACGGGGAGUGGGCUGUCUGCAGGGCGGCCAGCGCGGAGCCUGCCCCACCAAGGGCGCUGCCCAGCACGCAGGAAUUACUGAACAAGAGUCAUCCAAGUCCCAUAAUCAUCUGUUGGAUGGAAAAUCUUUGAUUCCUCCAUCUCCAGUUGCCCAUAUCACAGUGAAAGCUGUGGCUGUCACGGGCUCGCCCACACGCGACCGCACUUCUACGGAAGACCACAGGCAGCGCUGGAGGAAGACAACAGAGUAUGACCUGGCCCUGCCACCAGCAGCAGAAGCUUCCCUACCACUGACAGGAGGCAACCUGUGUGGGACACCCAGCCUCCUGAGGAAGAUGUGGAUGAAGCACAAGAAGAAGUCAGAGUACCUAGGGGCAACAAACAGUGCCUUUGAGGCGGACUGAUAAGGCUCAGCAUCCCUUGGAAAGGCAGAAGGUCCUUUAGCAGGACAAGAUGCUUUAGGAUCAAUGAGGGAACAGACACAGCACAGCUCAUCCAGGAAAAUUCUAUCUUUUUUAUUACUUGAUGCCAUUUCCUCAGAACAGUGGGAGAAAGGCUAACAAAGGUAAAAACAGUGAAUAUGAUGCAACUCAAUGGCAUUUCCUUGUUGCAUUACACUAAAAUCCCAACUAUCCCACUAGAUUUGCAUCUUGACUCGAUGCUGAGACUACUGCUGACCCAUUCACCAUUUUCUAUGUCCUGUUUAAAUGAGCUCGGACUUGCAACAAGAGAAGCCUAUGAAGAGGUUUGUGUAUUCCUGCAAGGCAACAGAUUGAUUACAGAGUGCCAUUAAAUCCCAGGACCUACUUGUUGUGCACCACUGCUUGUCAUCUUUCCCCGCUCAUAUCAUGAGAUAAAAAUCUCAUCUUGCGAUAUGCUUGGCUGAAUGACACAUGCUAAACAACUCUUUUCCUUCAGUUUUGGUGAAAAGGGAGGAGUAAAAGAAGCAAAAAUUCUAAAACAGUGGGCCUAAACUGAGCAAGUUUGCAAACAUAUGUACCAAACUUUGCUAUGUGAAAAGUGUUGUGUGUUUUAAGGUGUCCUGCCAGAUCAAACUAUGAGCAACAGGGUAACCUCGAGGGAUACUUUCUGCCAUAGAACCUGCUUAUAAAUGAAAUGGUAGUCAGCAAUUUACCCUCUACCCAUCUGGUAGAGGAUAUUACAUUAAGUGCACAAAAUACUAGGAGGAAGGAAAGUAUGUAAAUGGUGCAACUGGGUGACUAAGUAUGAGAUAUUUGCAUGUAAGAGACCUGUGCUUAUGAACAGAUGGAUUUAAUGGAAUUUGCUUUAACAUUUUUUUCUCUUUUUUUCUUUUUUCUUAUUUUUUUUUCAAUUUAGAAAUUGCUGGUCAGGUUCCCUUUGGUUUUUCUCUCAAAAAAGAACAAAUAAGUUUUAUAAAAAAAAGUUUUCACCACUGUUAUAGACCAUAUUAUAUUAGUCAUGAGCAGUACUUGCCUUCUGUGAGUGCUCUCCUCGUUACUAUAAAAAAACACUGGUUUCCCUAAAUACAGAACUUUAAAUAUAAAGUUGUAGGAGGCGUAUCUCCUGUUGUUUAUAGUAAUGAUGACCUCUAAUCUAACCGCCAGUGCACCAAAGCGUAAAUUAAAAAUAAACUGACUCUGUGACAGCAGCAGAGGGAAGGAGCUCCCAUCUGAAACUUGCUUGCCUGCAGCCAGUGCAGUGAAAUGCACUGAGAUGCCAUCACAGACAGUGCCAUGGUAGUGAGGGGCAGCUGGCCCUGGUCAGGGGUCACCAGCUUAGGAGUACCAAGGGACCACCUGGAUGGGAGGGAAAGACAGCCAGGACUUCUGGCUUUGAGUGGAGCAGGGUGGAGCAGCACACAGGAGAGGUUUUGCAGCUUCACAGCCUGAGCAACCAAAGUUCAUGGGAUGGGAAAACAAAUGGAGCGGGCCAGUAGCUUUACAGAGCCUGUGGUCCUGAUGGCUGCAAGAAGGGCAACAGGGAAAGCCUAUUUGGGGCUGGACAUGGUGGGAAUGGUAGUAGGGAGAGGAUGGAAGUUCUUACUUAAAAAGGUACUGUGGCUUUUCAUGCUGCUAGAGACAAGUCAGUCCAGAGUCUGCCAAGGAGAGAGAGGCACUACACUUUCAUGAAAUACCUCUGUCAGCCCUCCUCUUCAGCUGUCCAUCAUUGCUUCAGUCACAGGCUCCUCCUUCAGAAGUGCUCAGCUGGUCAGAGGACAACUUUGCACCUCAAAACCACACAGACUCUCCCUCCUCAUUACCAAAGGUACAAGUCCUUCUCUGGCCCAGCAGCCUGAGACAGGGAUGAUCUGCUCUCCAGUUUUUAUUUCUUGCUCCUGGGGAAGAAGGAGAAUACAGUUCCUUAUGAACAACAUACUGGCACUGGUGACCCAGUAUCGACCAUGUGUUCUAUGCCCUGGCAUGAGAGCAAUGCUAACACCCAGUGAAGGCUGCACACCUGAACAGUUCCCUGUGAGAGGCUUCUCACAGGGGUCCAAGCCCACCUUUAAAUUAGAGCCUGGCACACUGAUCCUGCACAAUAGUCUGAGCACCCUCACCCUGACAACAUCAGGUUCUCUAUGACUGAACCAAGCUGGAGUCAAGAGUUUCCUGAAACACUUUCUACAAAUAUCACUAACCACACUUCAGCCCCCUCCUCAGCCUAUAGAACUCCUGCCAGAAACCCAUGCAUGUAUUUUCACACAUGUAGGUAAACCUAGUGAAUUCAGUGGGACUGCUCCCUUGCAUAGCAAUACAUACAUUCAAAAAGCAAGGAAAAGACCAACCACCGCUUCUCUUCUUUGGUCUCAUUUCCUAAACAAAGGAAAAAUAAUUAUGAGGGACAGACACUGGGAAAAGUCCAUUUACUGAAUUAGGUGUAAUUAAGAGAGUGAAAAUUUGUGGUACCUGCCCUUGUAGAUAACAUGGCCCAAGUACUGAAACACAGUCCAGGGCAACAAGAGUUUCACUUGUUGAGGAAGUUGCAUUGUAGUAGUAGUAGUAUUUAAUUUGUUAAUUAAUAGCUUUGAUCAGUAUGAGGAUGGAGGCAGAGAUGAUUAAUAUUUCUUCUUAAUAAUUGCUGUAACUUGACAUAUGUAUUUAUGCUUUUCUUAUUUAUUUAUUUAUUUAUAAUUUGGAUCUACAAGAGAAGGAACUAUUUACAAGAAGCAUAUUUAAUUUCCUUGUAUUCCAGGAACUUCUGUGGACAUUUUUGUAUUGUAGUAGAUAUUUAUUUUAUUGAUUUUAAAGUAUGUUCUAUUCUUAAAAAAAAAAAAAGCAAACAACAGAAUAAACAAGUAGCAUGUGGUUACA
Parus major (Great Tit) is the source of this 12405-nucleotide messenger RNA. It is a transcript of the gene VXN, whose product is annotated as vexin. Bases 8911 to 9516 code for a protein of 201 amino acids. NCBI's taxonomy places the organism in Eukaryota, Metazoa, Chordata, Aves, Passeriformes, Paridae. Gene Ontology annotation, biological process: neuron differentiation; neurogenesis. The transcript is spliced from 6 exons. The record is from RefSeq and is a predicted model, not a curated record.